CUACAAUGGCCCAAAUCUGGUGUUGAAGUAUGACAGUUUUAAGAAGAGGCUUGUUAACAUUGCGGUUGACAACCGCAGUUCUCCAUACUAUGCACUCAGAGAUCGACAGGGCAAUGCCAUUGGAGUGACAGCAUGUGACAUAGAUGGUGAUGGCAGAGAGGAAAUUUACGUCCUUAACACUAAUAAUGCCUUCUCUGGGAGAACAACAUACACUGACAAGCUCUUUAAGUUUCGUAACGGCCGGUUUGAGGAUCUCCUGAAUGAUGACAUUAAUGAAAACCGAGAUGUUGCCAAUCGUGUGGCUGGUCGGUCAGUCGCAUGUGUGGACAGAAAGGGAACAGGUCGUUAUUCCAUCUACAUUGCUAACUAUGCCAGCGGAACUGUAGGUCCACAUGCUCUGAUUGAAAUGGAUGAAAGUUCAAGUGACCCGUCCAAGGGAAUCAUUGCACUGUCGAACGUGGCUGAGCAGGCCGGAGUCAACAAGUUCACAGGGGGACGGGGGGUCGUGGUGGGUCCCAUCCUCAGUCAGACCCUACCUGAUAUUUUCUGUGACAAUGAGUACAGCCCUAACUUUCUGUUUCGGAACAACGGGGAUGGUACAUUUACAGAUGUGGCGGCACAAGCGGGGGUUGAUGACCCGAUGCAGCAUGGCCGUGGAGUGGCGUUAGCAGAUUUUAAUCGGGAUGGGAAGACAGACAUUGUCUAUGGAAACUGGAAUGGGCCACAUCGUCUGUUCCUACAGCUCAGCAAUAAUCGCAAGCAAAGGUUUAAGGACGUGGCCACACAGAAGUUUUCCAUGCCAUCUCCUGUUCGCACUGUCAUCGCAGCCGACUUUGAUAAUGACAAUGAACUGGAAGUUUUUUUCAACAACAUUGCCUACAGAGGACCAUCAGCCAACAGACUCUUCAGAGUUUCUCGGAGAGAACACGGAGAUCCACAGAUUGAGGAGCUGAACAUCGGGGAGGCCGCCGAACCAGAGGGACGGGGAACUGGAGCAGCUGUGACUGAUAUUGAUGGAGAUGGGCAGCUGGAUCUUUUGGUGAUGCAUGGGGAAAGUGCAGCUCAACCCAUCUCUGUGUAUCGAGUCACUCAGGGCUCAUCUAAUAAAUGGCUCCGUGUGAUUCCACGCACACAGUUUGGGGCUUUUGCUCGUGGAGCAAAGGUGAUAGUCUACACCAAGCGGAAUGGCCCUCACACACGCAUUAUAGAUGGAGGAUCAGGGUACUUGUGCGAGAUGGAGCCAGUGGCUCACUUUGGACUAGGGAAGGAUGUGGCCACCAGUUUGGAAGUGUUCUGGCCAGGUGGACGUUCUGUGGCGAGACCUCUGGAGCCCAGUGAUAUGAACAAAGUGAUGGAGAUCCAUUACCCUGAGAAUGAGGAGGAGGCGACCCUAGUGGUGGAGAUUGAAUGUGGACCAGGAUUUGAGGUCAAUGAAAAUGGCCGCUGCACUGACCAAGAUGAGUGCACACAGUUCCCGUCUGUCUGUCCCUCUGAGCGACCUGUCUGCACCAACACCUACGGGAGCUUCAAGUGCCGUGCAAACAAGAGGUGUAACCAGGGAUACGAGCCUAAUUAUGAAGGGACAGCAUGUGUAGGUGAGUUGAGACUAAAGCCAGAUGGUUAUGGUGGAUUGAUAUAACAAGAAGCCACUGAGAAUAGCUGUUUGCCCUCAUUUCACAUAGGUAGGUCUGGAAUUCAUGGCAGCUUUCAUUGGCCAAGGCUUGCCCAUGAGGCCGUUUGUCAGACAAACAAUCACAAUUUGUUUCGUUCAUUGUUAAGUUUUGUGGUGUGGAAAUGUCACCACAAUAACAGACCGGUGUGUAAAACUCUCUGACAUAUUUUAAAGAUUCUAUGCCGCAAACUUUAAAUAUUUCACAUACUUUAGAAAAUCCAGUGUUCAGUGGAUUCUGAAAAGCGCUCGUCGUCACUGUUGUAAACACAGCGGCU
This is a messenger RNA of Carassius auratus (goldfish), 1947 nucleotides long. Its product is annotated as cartilage acidic protein 1-like. The transcript is spliced from 12 exons. Gene Ontology annotation, biological process: axonal fasciculation. Lineage: Eukaryota; Metazoa; Chordata; Actinopteri; Cypriniformes; Cyprinidae. The annotation marks the transcript as partial. The record is from RefSeq and is a predicted model, not a curated record. Gene Ontology annotation, molecular function: calcium ion binding.